AUGGCUGCUAAAUCUGACGGAACCUCAGUGUCUCUCCGGAACCAGGGCCCCCGAGAGUGUCCACCCAGACCCGAAGCCUUCCGCUACUCGGUCGCGGACUGCUGCUGGACGCUGUGCUCCCUGCUGGUCUUCUUCUGGGACGCGGCCUCGGACCUGUGGCUGUCGGCGGACUACUUCCUGCGACAGCAGUACCGGUGGUUCGCGCUCACCCUGGUAUUUGCGGUGAUCCCGUCGGCGGUGGUCCAGAACGUCAGCUUCCAAUGGUUCAUCUGCGACCUUUCGCUGGAGAGCGGCAGCGCGGCGGCGGCAGCUGUGGCCGCGGCGGAGCACGGCGACUUCAGCACCAAGGAGAGCGGAGAGCGGGGCGCGGCCCCGGAGCUGACCGGGCCGGUCGCCCGCGGAGGCGGGCGCCGCUGCUGCAGGCUCUUCAUGUGGCUCUUUCUGGGUCUCGUCCACUUGUUCCAGCUGUCGCAGGUCUGGAGGUUCAUCCACAUCCUGUACCUCGGGGCGCAGAGCUGCUGUUGCCGGGACCCGCCUCAGCGCCACUAUUGGAGGACCAUGUUCCAGACCGCUGACGUUCACCUGCUGCGUCUGCUGGAGUCCUUCCUGAAAAGUGCCCCCCAGCUGGUGCUGCAGCUGACCAUCAUGGUGCAGAGCCAGCAGGUGUUGCCUCUGCAGGGUCUGUCGGCCUCAGCGUCUCUGCUCUCGCUCUCCUGGACACUGUCCUCCUAUCAGAAGUUCCUGCGGGACUCCAGAGAGGACAAGCAGCCGCUCACCUACCACGCCGUCCUGGUGCACAUCCUGUGGCACGUCUUCUCCGUCGGAGCUCGAGCGCUUGCCUUCGCCCUGUUUGCCUCCGUUUUCCACCUUCAGUUCUGCAUCUUCCUCAUGGCCCACUGGUGCGUCAUGACCUUCUGGAUCGUCCAGGGUGAGACGGACUUCUGCACCUCUAAGUGGAAGGAGGUGAUUUACGACAUGCUGGUGGGCGUCAUCUACGUCUUCUGCUGGUUCAGCGUACGCGAGGGUCCGACUCGCUUCAGGAUGCUGGUCUACAACGUCACCGUCUUCGCUGAGAAUGUGGCACUCACCGUGGUGUGGUAUCAGUACCAGGGACAAUGGACCACGGAGUUCCUGGCGGUGACGGCUGUGUGCGCGGUGGCCAGCAGCUAUGCCCUGGGGACCUUCUUCAUGUUUGUCUACUACUGCUUGUUGCACCCCGACGGGCCGGCGUCCACGUGGGAGAAGGAGCCGGUGGUAACAUCCCCGGUGUCCAGUCUGGCCCCGGACCUGCUGAGCAGCCCCCCGAGAACCUUACAAAGGACUAAGGGUUCAGAGAGGGAAACGGGGCGGGCUCUGGACGGGGACGUCUUUCAGGUUCGUCCGACUCGUGGGACCCGAACUCGGGUGGCUCCCCUCUCUCCAAAGACAGAGGGGCCCGUCAUCAGAAUAGACCUGCCGAGGAAGAAGUACCCCGCCUUAGACGCCCACUAUAUGGACCGGCGACUGCGUAAGACCAUCCUGGUGCUGGAGAGCGCUGCCCCGGUGACGCCGCAGAUCCAGUAUCGCUGUCUGACCACGCCCACCGAGGUCAUGGAGUUUGAGACGACCGUGUGACCUUCAAACUCUGGGAGCACUGCAACACCUGGACUUCAGUGACUGAAGGAAGCCCUCAGAGAAUCAGGAGGAGAUGAAGGGGCGUGGCCUUCAGAAAGGAAGAGCAGGCGGGGUCUUCAUGGUCAAGUGACAUUUACAACCAGGAGGAAUCAGCCAUCAGUUGAUGAAUUAAAACCUGUGUGUGUGUGCGUGUGUGUGAGACAGCCAGAGAUGGUUUCCAUGGUGACUAUAUGGUGCUGAGUGGUCAUGUGACCAAAGUGUCAAACAAAAAGCCUUAAAAAUGAUCCA
This is a messenger RNA of Synchiropus splendidus (mandarinfish), 1902 nucleotides long. RefSeq names its product XK-related protein 7-like. Gene Ontology annotation, biological process: apoptotic process involved in development; engulfment of apoptotic cell; phosphatidylserine exposure on apoptotic cell surface. The coding region runs from base 1 to 1614 and encodes 537 amino acids. Lineage: Eukaryota; Metazoa; Chordata; Actinopteri; Syngnathiformes; Callionymidae. The record is from RefSeq and is a predicted model, not a curated record. Gene Ontology annotation, cellular component: plasma membrane. The transcript is spliced from 3 exons.